GUCUAUCCAUUCACUGUCCAGCGUGAAGUUGAGUUUCGCUGAGAUGCAUCCAAUUCACCACUCAUCACUACUCUUGUUCAUCACGUGUUCCAUGCUGCUGUCCUCCAUCGAUGGGAAAAUGAACCAGGAGAUGAGAGACAAGUUUUUGACUCUCCACAAUAAUGCCAGAGAAGCAGUUCGGAAGGGACUUCUGAGAGGACAGCCUGCAGCAAUCUUCAUGAAACCAUUGAAAUACAAUUUGGAAUUGGAGGAGAAGGCGCAGAUUUUGUCUGACCAGUGUCGUGUUGGUCAUGACACAGCGGCUGAGAGGAACGUCUCAUCGUUUUCAUACGUUGGACAAAAUUGGGCAGGUGCAGGAAACAUCGAAGUUGGAUUCAAUCGGUGGCUGAAUGAAUAUAAGGGUUAUGAUUUCAUCACGGGGAAGUGUCGAAUUCGUCGAUGUGGUCAUUAUACUCAGGUUGUAUGGCAGAGAACUACUGACGUUGGAUGUGGUGUCACAGCGUGUCCCGAUUUCCCAUAUGCACUCAGCAUUGUAUGCAACUAUGGACCAGGAGGCAACUAUGUUGGCCGUCAUCCAUAUGAAACAGCACCAGGAGUAAUUACUUCGAAACCGCUCUUCAAUAAACUAGUACAAAACACUUUCACACAACGACGAAGCACUACCAAACAAACGACUACCGCGAAACAACCAGACAGCAAGUCAUCGGCUACCACUCAGAAAUCGAAAGCAUCCACUACUAGACGACUCGUUUUCAGAUUGUCAUCAAGUUUGAUCGGGGAUCAGUCUCAGUCUGUUGUCGCCAAAACAGUGUCAGCUGUAUCUGGUAAAUAUCCGAGUACGCGAACAUCGACAUCAUCACCAAUGACUACCCAAAAAUAUAGAAGUUAUGCAUCAAAGCCAUAGAUCGAUGUGGACUACUCUCAAAUGGAAUUCACUCAACGUCUUGAGCACACACACUCCACACUAUAUUGAAAUGGCCACAAAUCAUUCUGACGCUUGUUUGAUGCCAACAUGUUCAUUGUUUUGUUGUUCACUGGUUCCUCACUGUUCUUCUGUCACUUCAUUUUACAUGCACUAAUCUGAUGAAACAGCUUUUUGUCGCUUAGUUUGGACAAGGAUAUAUUUCCUACAUAUUCUUAUUAUAAUUAUCGUUUCCCGCCUCUUAUAUCGAA
Trichobilharzia regenti is the source of this 1173-nucleotide messenger RNA. Lineage: Eukaryota; Metazoa; Platyhelminthes; Trematoda; Strigeidida; Schistosomatidae. The record is from the annotation of a GenBank genome assembly.